Juglans regia (Persian walnut) is the source of this 495-nucleotide messenger RNA. RefSeq lists its product as uncharacterized. The record is from RefSeq and is a predicted model, not a curated record. The transcript has a single exon. Lineage: Eukaryota; Viridiplantae; Streptophyta; Magnoliopsida; Fagales; Juglandaceae. Bases 88 to 348 code for a protein of 86 amino acids.
CUACAGGGAACGAACCCCUUCCCAUGAAAAGGCUAUCUCUCAUGCACGCGCACAUGACAUAGCGCAAGAUUCAAAAGAUUAACAAAGAUGGAGGCGAAUGAAGAGAGAAGGGAGCAGUUAGAGAUCACCAGAGAUCAAGGAGAGAAGAAGAAGAUGAACAACAACAACGUUCCUGAAAACACAACAACGCAGAGCAGUACGGGGUUCGACCCAAUGGCAAAGAUAUUGAUUCGUAAAACCAUCGUUACUGACAGUGGUGAAGAUCAAGGUGAUCAUGGUGCAGAAGCUCCUGACGAUGUGCUUGCCUUCACCCGUUCUGUUCACAAAAUCGACUCCUCGCUCGAAUGAUUAAUGUACUGUACGUCUGUCUGUUUGAGUAUCAAUAGGCCACUUGAUUAAUGGGGAUUGCUAUGGCUUCGCCUUCCAUUCUCUUUUGUGUGUGUUUUUUGAUCAAAUUUAGAGAUGCGAUAUAAAGAUUCAAGGGGUUUGGGUUGA